AUGUGGGGCACGGAAUUUUAUCAAGGCCUCUACAAACGAAGCGGACAGGCCCCAUCCGCUUCCCCCUCUGUCUCCUCCGCCCCCCCCUCUUCCCCCUGGCACACAACCAAAUACACUGAUGGGGACUACGGGGGAGGAAUGGGGGGAGAUGGGGCGGAGGGGUUUGGGGAAGGGGCGAGGGAAGGGGCGGCGGAUUUUGGCAGUAUUUGGGAGAGGCGGCUGCUGUACUGUGUGCCGGGCAUGGACAUGGAAGGCAGUACGGCUGGAGGAGCAUCAGUUGACCCCAAGAGACAGGCCACCACUGCAGUUACUAACAGCACAGCCACUGCCAACCCCACCAGCAGCAGCAACGCCCCCUCACACCCCAGCAACACUGCUCCUGGGGAGGAGGGCCGUCCGUUUGUGGAUCUGCACUUCCCUCUCGGCCCCUCUGCCUCUGCCUCCCACGGCCGCCCACUGCUGCCCUGCAUUGUCAAG
Molecule: messenger RNA, 477 nt
Organism: Closterium sp. Naga37s-1
Lineage: Eukaryota; Viridiplantae; Streptophyta; Zygnematophyceae; Desmidiales; Closteriaceae
Source: the annotation of a GenBank genome assembly